Messenger RNA from Engraulis encrasicolus (European anchovy), 2107 nucleotides. RefSeq names its product arginase 2 (gene arg2). The coding region runs from base 132 to 1178 and encodes 348 amino acids. Gene Ontology annotation, cellular component: cytoplasm; mitochondrion. The transcript is spliced from 8 exons. Gene Ontology annotation, molecular function: manganese ion binding; arginase activity. NCBI's taxonomy places the organism in Eukaryota, Metazoa, Chordata, Actinopteri, Clupeiformes, Engraulidae. The record is from RefSeq and is a predicted model, not a curated record.
GCCCUCGUCAAUUUCAGACUCAGCAUCCAUUUGAAAGGAGAGAGCAUCUUAUUGUUCGAUUGGGCAAACGCAUCGACAACGCAAGACAACUAGAACUAGUAGAUCACCAGCAACUUUCUUAACUCAGCGCAAUGGCUCUAAGGGGAACGCUUUCCACAUUUCUUAAAACACAACUUCAAGCUUGUCAAAUAAGCCGGGCACAUUCAGUCGCUAUAAUUGGGGCUCCGUUUUCCAAAGGACAGAAAAGAAGAGGAGUCGAGCAUGGUCCAAAAGCCAUUCGGGAUGCUGGUCUUAUUGAAAGGCUGUCAAAUCUAGACUACCCGAUCCAUGACUUCGGCGACCUGAACUUCCAACACCCAGAGAAGGACGAGCCCUACAUGCAUGUGCCGUACCCGCGCACCGUGGGCCGCGCCAACAAGCUGCUGGCAGGUGCAGUGAGCAGCGCCAUCGGAGCCGGGCACACCAGCAUCAUGCUCGGAGGAGACCACAGCCUUGCUAUUGGUUCGGUGGAGGGCCAUGCUCGGCAGUGCCCCGACCUUUGUCUAAUCUGGGUGGAUGCCCAUGCCGAUGUGAACACGCCAGAUACCUCCCCCUCUGGGAACCUCCAUGGUCAGUCGGUGGCCUUUAUGCUCAAAGAUCUGCAGGACAAGAUGCCAACUAUCCCAGGCUUUUCCUGGAUGAAGCCCUUCCUAUCCUCCCAAGACUUGGUCUACAUUGGACUGAGAGAUGUGGAUGCUGGUGAACACAUUAUCCUGAAGAACCUUGGAAUCCAGUACUUUUCCAUGCGAGACAUUGACAGAAUGGGCAUUGGAAGAGUAAUGGAAGUCACCCUAGAUCAUCUUCUGGCAAGGAAACAAAGGCCAAUCCAUCUGAGCUUCGACAUUGACGCGUUCGACCCCUCCCUGGCCCCUGCCACUGGCACCCCAGUCAAUGGCGGUCUCACCUACAGAGAAGGCAUUUACAUCACAGAGGAGAUCCACAGUACAGGGUUGCUGUCAGCUAUGGACCUGGUGGAGGUGAACCCAAUCCUGGGCGCCAACCCGGACGCAGUGGAGUCGACGGCCAGUCUGGCGGUGGACGUCAUCGCGUCGUCACUCGGUCAGUCGCGCGAGGGCGCUCACGGAGUCUACCAGGAGGUGGCCGAGGGGAAGGAGGACACGGAGCAGUUGAGGCUGUAGGAGGCGCGAGCUGAGCUCAUUUUCUUGGGACUGUUAUGCCUCCAAAGCAAAAAAAUCCUGCAUUCCAAAUGUUCUCCAAGAGUCUCCAGGUCGCAAGUGUGGCUGGGGGAAAAGUAGUAGAAGAAUUGAUUCCCAGCUCAUUUAAGAUGUUGAAUUCAAAACGGGUCUCUUUUUUCUGGUGACCUGAAUUCUUCAUGUGACCAGACAAGAGCAAAGGACUUACCCGAUUAUGGGUACAGUUAAGGUCCAGUGUGUGUACUUAUGAGUGCAUAUUUUUGUGUGUGUCUCUAAUUGUGAGAGAGUCUUUGUAAUUGUAUGUCCGAAUGUGGCUAGAAGCCAAAUUGUUGGACUGGUCUACUUGGCCGGUUGCUCAGUUUGUAAGUGCUAUGGGUCAAAAAUGGACAUGGACUCAAUAAUGUAGAGUUUAUUUUACACAUAGAAAGUGAAACUUUCUUUUACAUACUAAAAAAAAAGAAGAAAAACAACGUUAGAAGUGAAUGGAUUAGCUUCCUCAGGAUUUGGUCAGACCAUGAAAUUCCUGGCUGUCAAUCCGUAGUGGUUGUGCCAACUGGCACCUCUGCAGCGAUGAGAGAAAUAUUUGCACUUUAGGACCAGUAGCGGUUUUUACAGUGUGUUCCUUUUUUUAGAUCUGCUUGAUGUAGUUGUUCAUUUUACUGUGUGGAAUUCCUCCCAAGUGACUACUGCAAAGUAUUUUAUUUAUAUAACCUUGGGAAUGUCCGUUUAUCCGUUUGGCAUUGAGUGUACAAUUCAAAUGAAUAUGUUUUUUUCAAGGGCAAAUCACUACCCAAUGAACAAACAUGUUUAUGUCAUUUGUUCCUCGAAACUAGAUAAUGUUUACAGAUUACACAUUUCAGAACUGCCUUUUCUUGUCUUAAUCACUCAGAACUCAAUAAAACACUGAUAAACUA